Messenger RNA from Candidula unifasciata, 1088 nucleotides. NCBI's taxonomy places the organism in Eukaryota, Metazoa, Mollusca, Gastropoda, Stylommatophora, Geomitridae. The record is from the annotation of a GenBank genome assembly.
AUGUCCAUCGUUUGUCUGAGGAUGAAGAUGAAGACAGAAACUCCAAACAGAAAAGAGGCAUCCUUCCCAAGCAAGCUACACAGAUUAUGAAAUCCUGGCUGUUCCAGCACAUUGUGCAUCCGUACCCAACAGAAGACGAAAAGAGACAGAUCGCAGCUCAAACAAACCUGACCUUGCUACAAGUCAACAAUUGGUUCAUCAAUGCACGGAGAAGGAUUUUGCAGCCAAUGCUGGAAGCAUCAAACCCAGAAAAAGCCAAAGCUAAAAAGCCAAGCAAGCCAGGCAACAAACCCCAGCAACGAUUUUGGCCCAUUCAGCCCAACAGUUCUGUAAAAGAAGACAAAGAUGACGAUGAUUCAACUCCCAAGCCACAGGCGUUGCCUCCGGCAUCACCAAGAAAGAUGUCAGUCUCAUCAGUUACCACUGCCGCAGCAUCUUCAGCAGCCAUUACAGCCACUUCUAUGGCUGAAAGAGUACAGCAGCAAAUUAUUGCCACGGAUACAACUUUGGCUAGCCAGGCUGAAGCUCUCAUGGGGUUUAUGCCCAACGGAGGCUUUGUGGUCAGAGUCAGCCCUGAGGGUCAUCUCAUCCCAAGUGCCCCCAUGGCCACCCACAACCCUAUGUCCAUCACCCUGGAGAAUUUGCAAGCUCUUCAGUCGAAUGGAUUCGUGUUCACCCCAGGCCCCACCUCUCUGCCUUUCAGCUUACCCUUGGGUGCCAUGUCACCCUCAGCAGGGUUAGGGGUGGGGCAUUUCUCCAAUUUAGCUGCUUCACCAAUGACAUUUGGAGGAUUAAACUUUGCUCCCGCCUACAACACUGCAUUACAGUUUGCAAACUGCAUCAACACCGCUCCGAUUGACCUGAGCACAAUGUCGGCCUCUACAGCUCUCCAUCUGGGCACACUGGCAAAUUCUGUGGCUCAAAAUACUUUUCAUCUUAGCAAUGCUGGCCAGAUGUUUUUUGGGGUGCCUUUACAGGACAACAGCGGGGAUCAAAGUUUUGGGGAUCCUGACGAGAGUGCUGAGGCUGGGGAGCUGAAAAUUGAUAUCAGUGACGUACGGGAUGUCCAUGAUGUCGGGGAAGGCUGA